UAAAAUUAUUAAGUGAAAAACGAUUAUAUAUUAGAAUGAAGUGUGUUGCAAUAAUCUUAAUGUUCAUUCUAUGCUCUGCAUUGGGUGUUCUAGCUGACUGUCAAAUUUCUAGUUAUAUGGUGGAGGGAACCAAUCGUAUAUUUACCUAUCGCGAUGACAGAGGAACACUUCAGUUGUACCGUACAGAGACUGUGCCAAAUGGAUUGACGCUUUACAUGCUAUGCAAUGGUGGAGAUGUCGUGGAAACUCAAUGCCAGGAAAAUGGCGCUUUUACAGUUGGCUUCCCCAUGAGAUGUUCGAAUCCGAUGCAGCCAAAGGCUUAUAAGAUCCAAGACAAUCAAUGUCCCGAACAAAUGUACAUCAUUGGCUAUGAGAUUGAGAGACAACAAUUGGAGCUAUAUCGAUCGUGUUAUGAUUCAAAAUUGGGACGUGUUUUGUACGCCCAAAGCGAUGUCUACCGCAAGUCCUUUUUUCCAAAACGUCCGUUUGUGGAUUUCACAACCGAUGAGAUUGUUACACCAGCGGAGGCCUCUUCCUAUAUGAAGCAAAAUAUUUACCAUGCAUUCUGUUGCGUCUUUGGCAAUGGUCAGAAUUAUUUACCGCAUUCGAAUGCGUUGAUUAUCAAUCGUGGACAUUUAGUGGCCUCGGCGGACUUUCUAUUUGUCGAUCAAAUGACGAGCACAUUUCGAUAUCUCAACAUUGUGCCACAGUUUAAAUCAAUCAACGAUGGCAACUGGGAGAAAAUUGAACGAUGGAUACGCAGUCAAGUGCCCUGGACAUCUCUAUAUCGGAUCAAAACGGGCGGCAUUGAUGUGCUUACACUUCCCGACGAAAACGGUGUCAAUCGGGAAGCCUAUUUGUCUGGCUCCAAGUUGCCAGUACCAUUGUGGACCUAUAAAGUGGUUAGAGAUUACAACGGAAAUGGAGUCUAUGUUUUUCUCGCCUUUAAUUGCACUUUCGAGAGACAAAGGCCAAAUGUUAUUUCCAUUUGCCAGAUUGUGCCAUGUCCUUUCAGCUUGCCAGAUAAUCCACAUGACGGUUAUAUAUAUUGCUGCGAUCCAUCGAAGUUUCCAUACUAAAACGAGUGGGUUACUUCAAAUU
Drosophila innubila is the source of this 1101-nucleotide messenger RNA. RefSeq lists its product as uncharacterized. The transcript is spliced from 3 exons. Gene Ontology annotation, molecular function: nucleic acid binding; single-stranded DNA endonuclease activity; metal ion binding. Gene Ontology annotation, cellular component: nucleus; mitochondrial inner membrane. Gene Ontology annotation, biological process: apoptotic DNA fragmentation. The coding region runs from base 36 to 1079 and encodes 347 amino acids. NCBI's taxonomy places the organism in Eukaryota, Metazoa, Arthropoda, Insecta, Diptera, Drosophilidae. The record is from RefSeq and is a predicted model, not a curated record.